This is a messenger RNA of Megalops cyprinoides (Indo-Pacific tarpon), 906 nucleotides long. RefSeq names its product regulator of G-protein signaling 17-like. The record is from RefSeq and is a predicted model, not a curated record. The transcript has 6 exons. The coding region runs from base 221 to 823 and encodes 200 amino acids. NCBI's taxonomy places the organism in Eukaryota, Metazoa, Chordata, Actinopteri, Elopiformes, Megalopidae.
CAAACAGCAGCAUAAAUACUUUUAAAGUAACCACAGUAGCAGACUGCUGUCUAAAACAAAAAGGGGUAAAUUAUGACCUCAGUGAUCCAGCAGUGCAUAGGGUGGCAAAGACAGAAAACCAGACCAGUCUGACUUGUGGCUGAAAUGCUGGGACAGAGUUGAAGCAUACUGUAGAUUCACAAUAAAGACUUUCCAGCCCUGUAGUUCAAGCAGAGUCAAGAUGAGAAAGCGACAGCAGCCACACAUUGAAGGACCCCCCCAAGCGCCUGACCACUUGAGGCCCAACACCUGUUGCUUGUGCUGGAGUGGUUGCUGCAAAUGCCCUUGGUAUGAAGACAGGGUGGAUCAUUCUGAACAUCAGACAUGCACAAAAAUGGACAGUAUUGAGGCAACACAGGAACAGCAUGCAACAUUGGAGGAAGUGAUAUCCUGGUCCCGUAGCUUUGAGAAAAUGAUGUACUCCCAGGAAGGCAGAACUGUCUUUGGGGAAUUUCUGCGCUCGGAAUACAGUGAGGAGAACCUGCUGUUCUGGCUGGCCUGUGAGGAUUUGAAGAAGGAGAAAAACCCAACUUUGAUUGAUGAGAAGGCCAGAAUAAUCUAUGAGGACCAUGUCUCCAUACUUUCACCAAAAGAGGUCAGCCUGGAUUCACGAGUUCGGGAAAGCAUAAACCAGAGCCUGUCAGAGCCUAGUCAUGAGAUGUACCAGGAGGCCCAGCUGCAAAUCUACACCCUCAUGCACAGAGACUCCUUCCCCCGCUUUCUCAACUCCACCAUUUAUAGGGACCUUAUGGACAGCAAGAGAAGUGCCAGCUUAGAAACUUGAACUUCUACAAAUAAUGCCACUUGUGUCCCAUGGUUUGAUAUAUCCUAGUUUUUCAUGGAAAAUGGUAAAAGCAAAAAAGCAAA